UUGUCACUGGCGGUAUUUCUACUCCUGCGAGUGAUGAUGCCAGGGCCCUGAUUGAUUAAGACGCGUGAUGAAGAUACAGUGACAACGACAUGCUUCGUUACUAUGGUAAUCGCGACCAUUCCGGCGACAUGGCCACCGCUGCCACCACCACCACCACCAUCAGCAGUAGCAGCAACACCAGCGCCAGAACGACGACAGGAGUGGCGGAGAAGGACUCGCAGAGCGAGGAGAGAGAAUGUCCGCGCGCCCUCGUCUCGUGGAUCUAUUGACGCUGACGACGCCGCGUCAUCUCGCGCCGGUCUGAAGGACACCUCCGAGGAAUGGCUGCGCCAUCUCCGUCCGUGCUCAGUCUGAACCUGGAACACGCGGAGCUCGUGUUCUACUCCGGGGAGAAGAUCCGCGGAGCGCUCGUCGUCCAGCUCGCCACGCCCGUGUCCGUCGCAGGUGUGGAGCUGCGGUUUCGAGGAUCCGCGCGUGCAACGUGGCGGGACCACGUACACGAAGGCAUGCGCAGAACGGAAGUGGAACACGAGAAGGAAGAGAUUUAUUUUGACGACAGAUUUUGUCUCUGGGGCAAAGUAACAGACGAAGGUCACUGGGAGACGCGAGAAGUGCUCAAGAGAGGGCGCCACUUGUUUCCGUUCCAGUAUAAAUUACCGGAUGGUAUUCCGUGUUCAUUUGAAGGACCUAAUGCGUAUGUGCGCUAUACAGUUCAGGGUUUGGUGUUUCGGACUUCUGGGGAGUGUCUUUCUACACAGAGGUGUGUUACGGUUCUCAGAGACUUGGACUCAAAGCGAGACACAGAAAAACGAACUCCCUCGCCUCGCCAUGCUCUGGAAGACCACGCAGAACGCUCGUUCAGCAGCGUGUGUUGCCGACCAGGGCGGGUAUCCUGCUCCCUGUCUAUCAUAAAGCGGGGUUACGUGCCCGGCGAGACCAUCAAAACCGAGAUUCACCUGCACAACCUGUCCAUGCGCAAGUCGGGGGUCUGCAAGCUGCAGCUCAAACAGUUGUUGACGUACGGAGACUCUCACAGCAAGUACCUGGUUCUGGAAGAAAGCAAACUCUUCGACGCCAUCCGCCCCGGACAGAGACGACAGCUCCGAGAAUUCCCUAUGCACGUGCCGCCCACAUGUCCCUCGAGACUCAGCAAGUGUAGAGUUAUAGAUGUCAGAUAUUGUUUAGCUCUAGAGGCUCAUUUUACAGAUACGGUGCUUUACGCUGCAGUCCCAGUAACUAUAGCAACCAUUCCAGAGAAGGGAAUACUACCAAUACGUUGGGGGUAUCGAGAAUGCAUCCGCCCAAUCAACCAAGACAGCGACGAACCCAAAGAAGGCCAGUGUGUGGAGUUUGAACCAAAGUACAAAUAUUACGAGGAAAUCCGGGACAUUCGCCGCGAGAAGUAUUACAUUUUAAAACUACGUCAGAGCCCGGGGGUGAGGCGCCGCCAGCUCAUAGCGAAAUCAGAACUAGGCGCAUGUGCAGCCGAACAUUCGGAAUUGAUCAGCGAAUCGCACGCAUGAGCAGUGCGGCCGGUCGUGUCGCAACGCAACCUGGCGGGGUUUUUUGCUUUGCUCAAAAGGAAAUAACUCAUAUGCGUGUAUGUAUGACUCAAUCGAUUAAUAAUUUGACGUGCUAACGCCCACUGAAAGUUCCAUUACGUGGGUGAUGGGCAGGUCCUACGGAUUCCCAGGAGAAUCGUAAGUGUAUGCGUGUGCAAGCGUUGUUCAAUCUACUUUCCUGUUGCCAAGAGAGAAGAAAGAAAGUACCGGAAGUUAAUCCGAUCAACAAAGUAGGUCUUGAAACUGUAAUGGUUAAAACCCAUUUGGAAGCCGUUUGUUGACUCGUACGUGGACGAGAUCUGAUAGAACGUGUAUCAUUCGUAUCCGUUCAGCAUUUGUAGACACACAAUUUGAGUUGAAGAUUAUUUAAGACAGAUGCGUGAAGUCAUUGUACUUGAUGCGUCUUGAUUGAGAGCUAAAAGUCUGUUAUCGUGGUGAAUACCAAAACUCUAAAGCUGGCUAAAACCUUUUGUGUAUAAUACAAUAUCGAUUUGAAUCAUAACCAUGACAACUGUAUAGUCUUAAACUUUUUUGGUGCCUUGAAACUUUUCUUUAAAAUGAGCUGAAAGUGGUGAUGACAUGACAUCAUAUCACUUAUUUUUGUGUUUAAAACCAAAUAAGGUUCAAGCACGCUAUACUGUAUCAUGCAGCUCACCUGUUGGAGUUUUUCUGCCUAGCACCUAAUUUAAUCGGUUUACGUGAGAGGAAAUAUGCGACUGCCACAUCGGUUACUCCUAUCUUUAGCAGCAAGGAAUCUUUUAUUUGCAUGUGUUGUCCUACAUACUGAAGGAAACAGAGGUCACCAAUCACUGACCAAUUACGAGCGGUAGAAAUGUUCAGGUCUUAACCCAUCAUUGAAUUAUUGCAGUCUGGUAUUGUCUCAUUUUCUAACUCGCGUGUCCUGUAGCCAUGUUCUGUUUAUAUCUUGGGUUAUAGCUUCACUGCUAAAAAAACCCUAUCAAUUUCGAAAUAUCAGAUGACUAUUGGGUCGGUAAACACCGAUACUGUGUCUAAAAUACACAUAGGCCCGAAUUUACAAAGCCUGAUUUUGUCUUAAAGGCGUGUAAUUACAUACAAUUACUGUGUAUGUUAAAACAAGCUCCUUAAAUUUGGCCCAUAGUUUCUAAUUAAAUCUGAUGCAACAGACCUUUGGCUUGAUUAUCUUGGAGUUCACUUAUAACAUUAAAUGUGUACGUUUUGUAUUGGUACAAACGCUAUAACAAGAAAUCUAUAAACACAGAGUGAGUCGGUUUCGAAAACGAAUGUCGGGUUUCUUCUUGUAGCUUUUGUACCAGUCACCAACAUGUUAGUUUAAUGCUAUGAGUAAACUUAAGAAGGGUCAAACUAAAGGUUUUUAGUGUCAGAUUUAGGAUAAUGUGUGUAUUUAAGAUAUGGUAGUUCACGACCGUAUAAUUGUCGAAAAUUGGCAAUCUAUUACAUAGAGUAAUCUCCAGCCCUUACCCAAACACGGCUUGCCUAGAGGACACUCGAGCUUUUAAUUUCGGUGCAAGGAAUGCAAAGGUCGGGCAUGUUUGUUUAACGGCGCUCUAGCACAUUUUAAAUAACGGCUAUUUGGUGAUUAACAUGCGGUUAUUUCGAGUGGAGAUUUGGUCGAUACAUUAAGAGAGAGACCAAGUCGUCUGUUAAGCUACAUAUUUACUCCUGUCGGCAAAUAUCUCUUACGUGCACUUUACUAAGACUGUUACGGGACCCAUUUGACUAUUUCUCGUUCCAGCCAGUGCGUCACAACUGAUAUAUAAAAGACCGUGGUAAGUACUAUCCUGUCUGUGGGAUGGUGUAUAUAAAAGAUCCCUUGCUACUA
This is a messenger RNA of Gigantopelta aegis, 3384 nucleotides long. RefSeq names its product arrestin domain-containing protein 17-like. The record is from RefSeq and is a predicted model, not a curated record. The transcript is spliced from 7 exons. Gene Ontology annotation, cellular component: cytoplasm. Bases 321 to 1523 code for a protein of 400 amino acids. Gene Ontology annotation, biological process: protein transport. Lineage: Eukaryota; Metazoa; Mollusca; Gastropoda; Neomphalida; Peltospiridae.